Loxodonta africana (African savanna elephant) is the source of this 1518-nucleotide messenger RNA. RefSeq names its product DnaJ heat shock protein family (Hsp40) member C8 (gene DNAJC8). The transcript has 9 exons. Gene Ontology annotation, cellular component: nucleus. NCBI's taxonomy places the organism in Eukaryota, Metazoa, Chordata, Mammalia, Proboscidea, Elephantidae. The record is from RefSeq and is a predicted model, not a curated record. Bases 48 to 809 code for a protein of 253 amino acids.
GGGUCAGACCUGUGGGAACCACGUGAGGCAGCGGCUGGGCAGGGAAAAUGGCGGCUUCAGGCGAGAGCGGGACUUCGGGCGGCGGAGGCGGCACGGAGGAAGCGUUUAUGACCUUCUAUAGUGAGGUGAAACAAAUAGAGAAGAGAGAUUCGGUUCUAACAUCCAAAAAUCAGAUUGAGAGAUUGACCCGUCCUGGCUCCUCCUACUUCAAUUUGAACCCAUUUGAGGUUCUUCAGAUAGAUCCUGAAGUGACAGAUGAAGAGAUAAAAAAGAGGUUUCGGCAGUUAUCGAUAUUGGUGCAUCCUGAUAAAAAUCAAGAUGAUGCUGACAGAGCACAAAAGGCUUUUGAAGCUGUGGACAAAGCUUACAAGUUGCUACUGGAUCAGGAACAAAAGAAGAGGGCCCUGGAUGUAAUUCAGGCAGGAAAAGAAUACGUGGAACACACUGUGAAAGAGCGAAAAAAGCAAUUAAAGAAGGAAGGGAAAUCUACAAAUGUGGAGGAGGAUGACCCUGAGCUGUUCAAACAGGCAGUAUACAAACAGACCAUGAAACUCUUCGCUGAGCUGGAAAUUAAAAGGAAAGAAAGAGAAGCCAAAGAGAUGCAUGAAAGGAAGCGGCAAAGGGAAGAAGAGAUUGAAGCUCAAGAAAAAGCCAAGCGAGAAAGGGAAUGGCAGAAAAACUUUGAGGAAAGUCGAGAUGGUCGUGUGGAUAGUUGGCGAAAUUUCCAAGCAAAUACAAAGGGGAAGAAAGAGAAGAAAAAUCGAACCUUCCUGAGACCACCAAAAGUAAAAAUGGAGCAGCGUGAGUGACCACCUGAGGUCACAGCCACAGAACCUUCCUCCAACUGCCUCCUCUCCUGCUUUGAAGGACUCAUUCUUUCCUUCCACCCGUACCUGAACAUAGAGUAGUAUUUGCUUUUUAGUCCAUUUUGUUUCAGUACAAUUUAAUAUCAAUCAGAGUAAUUCUUUUGUACAUUGAAAUGAGGAGCUCGGUUUUAAAAAAAGACCUUCCCCACUCCCUACCCCCAGAGCAACCAGGAUUGGAAGGUGCCACCAUUGGUGCUCCUUCUGUUCCCACAGGCUGUAACUUAAUGUUUUGUACUUCACUGAAUUGUGAUGGUUAGAAACUCCGUGUAUAGUUUAUGGAAAUCAUCCAAUUAAACAUGUUGCCUAAAAUGGUGUUGCGGUGACUUCCGAGACAAGCCUAGACCAUUUUAGGAAGCUCUUUUCCUUCAGUAGCUUGUUUCUGGGUGUGGCAUCCUUUGAAGCCCCAAAUUGGACAGGGAAGGCAGUGCGGGCAGGCAGAGCAGUCACUCAGUGCCCUGCUGCCCCAUAGUGUUUGGCAUGUGCCCUUCUCAUCUGACUGCCCAGUCAACUUGGCAUGAGGCUCCAAGCCACCCAAACCUACUCACUUUCCAAAGAGCUAGCUGACUCUCUCCAGUACUGUCAUGUCCUAGCCUGUCUGUAUUCGUUAGUAGUAAAAUUCUGUAUGUGUAAUAAAUUUUUACACCCAAACCAU